Cercopithifilaria johnstoni is the source of this 309-nucleotide messenger RNA. Lineage: Eukaryota; Metazoa; Nematoda; Chromadorea; Rhabditida; Onchocercidae. The record is from the annotation of a GenBank genome assembly.
AUGGUCGCAGUUGAAGCAGUUGCAGUGGGUCUUAAUACUGGUUACAAGGUAACAAAAAAUCAACGAAAAAUACGCCAAAAUAGACACAAGGGACGUAUAACUAAAAGGAGUAAGAUUGUUCGUGAACUGAUUCGUGAGGUAGCUGGAUUUGCGCCUUAUGAAAGACGAACGAUGGAAUUGCUAAGGAUCAGCAAGGACAAAAAGGCGCUAAAGUUCCUGAAGAGGCGCAUUGGAUCGCAUGUUCGUGCCAAGAGAAAGCGUGACGAGAUUCAGGCAAUCCUAAUGAAUCUUCGCAAGCAUCACAAGUGA